CCAGAGCCCCAGGACAGGGCCUCACUUGCCUCAGGAAACCACAGCUUGCCAGCACCCAGCCCAGCACCAGCCCAGCUAUGGCAUCCCCAUUGCCUGUCCGGACCUUGCCCUUGAUCCUGAUUCUGCUGGCUGUCCUGGCUCCUGGGGCUUCAGCCAACUUCAACAUCUCAAGCCUCUCUGGUCUGCUGUCCCCUGCGUUAACUGAGAGCCUGCUAGUUGCCUUGCCCCCCUGUCACCUCACAGGGGGUAACGCCACACUGAUGGUCCGGAGAGCCAACGACAGCAAAGUGGUGAAAUCUAGCUUCAUGGUGCCUCCAUGCCGUGGACGCAGGGAGCUGGUGAGUGUAGUGGACAGUGGGUCUGGCUUCACAGUCACCCGGCUCAGUGCAUACCAGGUGACCAACCUUGUGCCAGGAACCAAAUACUACAUCUCCUACCUAGUGACAAAGGGGGCAUCCACGGAGUCCAGUAGAGAGAUCCCAAUGUCCACGCUUCCUCGAAGGAAGGCGGAAGCCAUUGGGCUGGGAAUGGCCCGGACAGGGGGCAUGGUGGUCAUCACAGUGCUGCUCUCUGUCGCCAUGUUCCUGCUGGUGGUGGGCUUCAUCACUGCCCUGGCACUGGGUGCCCGAAAGUGAGGAGGCGGCACCAGGCAGCAGGCAUCUUCAAGAAGUCCAAGGCACCGUCCUUUCCCCCAGCCCGGGACUCUGCUCCCAGGCCACAGUCACCAGGCUUUGGCCCUUUGGUGACUUCACCUCCCCUCCCUACCCCCCUCCCCUGCAGCCCUUUCCUCCCUCUGUCCCUCUGCUUGUUCCCUAAGGCCUCAGCUUGGCCUAACACUCCCCGUUAUUCCCCUCGCCCCACCCCCUGGAAAUUGGUUUCCUUCCAUUUCAGCUCUUUAACCAACCCCUCCGGGAACAAGAAUUCUCCCCUCCCUCAGUGAACUCAAUCCCUACAAUAAAGUCUGAUGCUGUGUUGCUA
Messenger RNA from Sus scrofa (pig), 978 nucleotides. RefSeq names its product uroplakin 2 (gene UPK2). NCBI's taxonomy places the organism in Eukaryota, Metazoa, Chordata, Mammalia, Artiodactyla, Suidae. Gene Ontology annotation, cellular component: apical plasma membrane. The record is from RefSeq and is a predicted model, not a curated record. Gene Ontology annotation, biological process: epithelial cell differentiation.